GCGCAUGCUCUUUUUGUUGGUUGCCGGUUGGUUGUUGUAGUUACAACUGGAAGAUAAACUGACCAGAUUAAAUUAUUAGCGACAGUAUAUCCUGAUGGGGCGACAUCGCAAAAUAUAAUUAUAAUGACGUAAAACAGUUGAAUGAGACUUGCUACUGUCGGCUCGAGAUGACUGCAGGCAUAACCUCAAAGAGCUGACAUAAAGCAGAUUCCGUCAGCAGAAAAUGCCAGCCGCGAUACGGGACACAGAGGAUUACGAGUCCUCCUCAGAAGACGAACAAGAGGACCACCCAUGCAUCGUCUGGUGUGGCAUCAGCCGGAAGAUGCCAGUCCUGGUUUUCCAUGCCGAAGCCAUAGUCUCCAAAGAUGGGAACAUCCGCUCCGUUGGGGAGCGGUAUAACCUGGCCUACAAGAUUGUCCGAACUGAGAGCCGGCUGGUGCGCGGUAUGCUGACCAACCACGGAUUCCACGAGGUCCACCCAAACAGCAAUGACUUUAACCUAAUGUGGACAGGGUCCCACCUCAAACCUUACCUCCUGCGGAACCUGCAAGACUUUCAGAAGGUCAACCAUUUCCCCAGAUCAUAUGAACUGACCCGCAAAGACCGGCUGUAUAAAAACAUCCAGAGGAUGCAGCAGAUGCACGGCUUUAAGAACUUCCACAUUGUCCCCCAAACCUUUGUGCUCCCCUCCGAGUUCCAGGAAUUCUGCAGCUACUUCUCGAAGGACAGGGGCCCGUGGAUAAUAAAGCCCGUGGCGUCCUCCAGAGGCCGAGGGAUCUACCUGGUCAGCAGCCCAAACCAGAUCCCAUUGGAUGAAAACAUCUUGGUCUCACGCUACAUCAGCAACCCAUUACUGAUUGAUGAUUUCAAGUUUGAUGUACGGUUAUAUGUGUUGGUCACCUCCUAUGAACCAUUAAUUAUCUACCUUUAUGAAGAGGGACUGGCCAGGUUUGCGACUGUGAAGUAUGACCGUGCUGCAAAAAACAUCAAGAACCAGUUUAUGCAUUUGACCAACUACAGCGUCAACAAAAAGAGCAGAGACUACGUCAGCUGUGAUGACCCCGAAGUGGAGGACUAUGGGAACAAAUGGAGCAUGAGUGCCAUACUGAGGUACUUGAAGCAGGAAGGGAAGGACACAGCAUUGCUGAUGGGCCAGGUGGAGGACCUGGUUAUCAAGGCCGUUCUGAGCGCCGAGCUGCAGAUUGCCACGGCCUGCAAGAUGUUUGUGCCCCACAGAACCAACUGCUUCGAACUCUAUGGCUUUGAUGUCCUCGUCGAUUCCAACCUCAAGCCUUGGCUACUGGAAGUGAACCUCUCUCCUUCUCUGGCGUGCGAUGCACCCCUGGAUCUGAAGAUUAAGGCCAGCAUGAUCUCAGACAUGUUUUCUCUUGUGGGGUUCCCCUGUCAGAACCCUUUGGCUCGCCAUCCCCGGCCCGGUCGAGCUGCUCACGACCCGGGCUUCAGGUACCAGGCCCAGAAAUGCCAGCGUCCCUCGUCUGCGCAGCCAGGCGCUGGCAGCAUUAAAGGGGGCCCACGACCCAUUUCCGCUCAUGAUGCUGACACCAAUGGACUGAAGGAGAAGCUAGGGGGGAGGAAAGGAGACAGCACUCUUGGCUUGACUUCAGAAGAGCUGAAGGUGCUGACGCGUAUAAAAGAAGAGCACGAAAGAAGAGGCGGGUUUGUUCGCAUCUUCCCCACAGCACAGACCUGGGAUCAGUACAGCGGAUACUUGGAGUACAAGACAUCGAUGAACUGCAUGCUGGCCACCAGGCUUUUCCCGGAACGGAGCGGGCUGAGCGGGAGCGUGCUGCUGCAGGUGGAGGCCCCGCGCCACGCAAUCCAGUACGAGCGGAAACUGCCGUCCCUGGAGGCGCGCAAGCGGAGGCGACGCCACCUCGCCCAGCGCUCGGCCCCCGGAAAGAGGAGAGGAGCCAGAGGACACAAGGCCCCCUCUCCGGAGAGUACUGAUGAUGAGGAAGCUGAGGAAGAAGAGGAAGAGGAGGAUGAAGAGGAGAAGAGGAAAACUGCUCAGCCCCUGCCCGAAAAAAAGCAGUCCGACUCUCCCCCCGAGGCACUCAACGAGCCCCACAAAGAGGCUGAGCAAAGUGACACCCAACACAGGCCUGCUACCCCACCACAGCCCAAACCCAAAAUCAACCUCCUGCAGAUCCUGCAGCAGGGCUGGAAUCUCAGUAAAGUACAGGCGCGUAUGGCCUUCUCCUCCUUCCUUCACCGAGUUCAGAUGAGACUCUUGGCAGAGAGCAGAGGAAACGGCAGCUCAGCCUGGCCAGAGAAGGACGAUGACCAAAUGGAGCUGGUGAUCCGCUUCCUGAAGCGUGCCGCCGGCAACCUGCGGCAGGACCUGAGGAUGGUGCUGCCCAGUCGGCGGCUGCCGCUGCCGGACCGGCGGCGCAUCUUGUCCCACCAGCUGGGGGAGUUCCUCCACUGCUACAACAAGGAGACGGAGCAGAUGGUCAAGAAAAUGGAAGAGCUCAAAGACGAGGAGCACUGCGUUGACCCAGAUAUUUUUCAGCAGUUUGUCGCUGAGGCCAGCGAAAGCGAUCUGGAGGAAGUCCUGACGUUCUACACGCAGAAAAACAAAUCUGCCAGCGUCUUCCUGGGAACAGCAAGCCGAAGGCCCAAAGCCAGUAACGGCUGCACGAGCUCGGGUGAAUCAGCACAGUCCCAGAGCCGGAGGGCUGUCUCCGCGGCUGAGGAGGAGUCCGGUCCCUGUGAGCCGUUGCCGCGCGGCGUCGGACCCUCUGCACCCCAGCCGCCGGUCCCCGCCUCCCAGCCCGCCACCGUUCACCCCCCGGCUUUGGACUGUGCCCACAUCCACCUGCAGCACUGUUCCCCCCCGCCCAAAUCCCAGCCUAAGUGCCAGGGCCCGCCCCUAGUCCCCCUGCCGCUGCACCCCCCACCCCAGACCACAGCUCCUACUCUGCCUGAGGCCACGCCCCCAGCCCCACCCCCGGAUUCAUCUCAAGCCCCGCCCCUUGCGCCACCUCAUGCUCCCGGCCCUGCCUCGCUUCCUCGUGCCACCUGGGCCACCGCCUGCCACGGCUCCGCACCGUUGGGCCACGCCCCGCAGGAGCCCCCGCAGCGGGGGCGGCCCUGCGCUCAGACCCCGCCCACCUCUGUCCCCAGCACCGCGCAGAUCUACAGCCAGAAGCUCUCCCGGCCCAUCUCAGCGCGACAAGCCUCCCGGAAGCCCAGCCCCAGCAGGUCCAGGCCCAGCUCGGCGGGGCUGUCCAAGGACGCGGACGCGCUCCUGCCCCAGAGCGGCUCCGACCAGCAGGCCAUCGUCACCGCCCUUAAGAAGCUGGCGGAGAAGCAGGCCGCCCGCCAGUACUCCGCCUCCAGCCACAUCAGCCUCCUCACGCAGCACCUGACCAACCUGAACCUGGCCAAUGGGGCGUUCAGUAGAGCUGGUUUCACACUCAACCCAUCGGUCCGUCAUGGGACGCUGACCCACGGACCAGUCCGAGCUGUGCGCGCCGAAACCAGCCCCAUGAGGGUCCCGCGGGACGACGGGGACACCCUGAGCGACGGAGACGCGCACGGCGCCUACGGCCUGGUCACGGGGGUGGCCCCGCAGCAGCGCUACCACCCCACCUCGGGCAGCUACCAGCUGCAGUUCGCCAUCCAGCAGCUGCAGCAGCAGAAGAUGCAGUCCCGGCAGCUUCUGGACCACAGUCGCGCUCGCCACCAGGCUAUCCUGGCAGCGCAGAACACCGCGCCCCCUCCCGCCACCGCCCCCCGGCCCCCCGUCCCCCCCGUCCCCCCCGGUGCCGCAGCCGGCCCGUGGGCGACCCACCCGCCCCCGCAGAACCAGGCCCACGCCAAGGGGGGGGGUCCAGCCCUGGCCCCGAAACCGCCCCCCAGCACCCGGGAGGGCCUCGUCCGGAAGACGGCCACCCAGCGCCUCAGCAGGCAGUGCUCUUCUGAGGCCCGCGGCGGCGGCGGCGGCGCUGGAUCCAACGCGCAACACGUGGUCUACGAGGCCGUCUGCGGGAAAGCAGGUAUGUCUUUGUAUAGCAAGCUGUUCCAGAGUUAUGGCUCCAAAAACAGGUGAGGUGUGGAGGACGCCUGCCUGGAGCCUGCCUGUAUGAGUGAUCUGCGGGUCCCUGGGUUGCGUCCGCACCUUUUCUGCUCCAGGACGCUGAAGUGCAUUCUGGGAAUGAAGAAGAUCACAACAGUACCUUAUGUGCGGAAAUCCAGGAGAUGUGCUCUUACUAACCAAGUAGAAUGUCUAGUUUGAACCCUUGCGAGAACUGUCAACAUGUUUAUGAAAACCUGCAAAACCUCAAAAUAUUCUCUUUUUGCGAGCAGUUUUCUUUGGCUUAUUUGUAUGUUGGGCUUUAUUUCGAAGGUUGCUAUGGUGGCCUUGUGAAAUUUCCUAUGCAACAAGCUUUUGAGAUAUGGACCUAGCGGAGAGAAGCUUACAAAGCCUUUUCGUUUGAAGUCCCAGGCUGAGAUUGAGCCAAUCGCCCUUUCUCCUGUGACAAAGUACAGAUGCACAGUCCGUGGUAUAAGGGAUCCCUCUACUUGACAGGAGCUGGUUUCUGUUGAGCUCCCCACGACUUUCUGGUGGCCUUCUACGCCCCCCCCCCCAGCCCAUUUCCCUUAAUGCAAGUGCCACUGUGGAAAGAUCAUGCUGACAGAUGCUCACGGACAGCCGUCUGCAGGGGGAUUCUGGGUAUCCGCAACACUGUGUGUUGCAGUUACCGGCGGUUAAUGGUUAAAUAGCGGUAAAAAAGCACACCCAAAGCCAAGUUUAUAACAUGCUGUGUGUCUCGCAUGGAGCUGUACAGGAUUGCCAGGUCUUAUUACACCAAUAUUCUGAUUAAUUCCUGAGGCUUUCAAAGCUGCACACGAAAUGGACUGUGUACGAAAGCAUAGCUCUGUGGCGGCAAUGCUGUUUAGCCAAUAUCCACCGGCCACAGACUAAUAGUCAUCAUUUCAGAGGUAUGUCCCUGCUAUGCCCAGUUAAUUUGCAGUUGUAAGAAAUUGAAAAAUUGAAGGAAAUUCUCUUAGCGAGUUUUGGGAACGCAACAGAGACCGGCUGCUCUCUAACCUAUUAUGUCAUGCUAACCCGGCAGCUGCCCAUUUCAUACCGUGUUCCCUGGUUUUUCUUUAACAAGGAUUUAUGAUAACGUCAUGAGAAUAUGUGGUGUGCUUGUUGCCUUUGAAGAAUUUGGUUCAUAAUAGAUAUUUUGCACACCCCAAGUUUUAAGAUUGUAAUGUGUAUGACUGCAUGUCAUGUGUAUGAGAAAGAAAGGUGCCCAUUGCCUUUUCCGAGCCUUCAGCUGGGCACCAGUGGGACACAGUACCUGCUGUAAACCCUGGAAAUUUUAUUUUCGUUUUUAUUCAUCUGUCUACUGUUAAACAGUUCAGUGCUACUAAUUGGGAAAGCAUGGUUUUAUGCCUUUGAUUUGAGUGACAUGUGCUUUCUACUCCUAAAAAAUAAUACUUGAAAAUUCUUGUGACCAAGCAAUCAUUUAAAACUUGAAGCGGACUUUGUGAUGAAUGCUUUUUUGUAAUGACAUGGUAAGUAUAUUUUUUUAAAAGGUUUUGCUAUGCAUGGGUACAUCAUUGACAAAAUACUGCACCAUCCUCAUUACCCAGAAGCUUCUGGAAUGUCUGUAUGUAAAUUUCUGGUAGGUGACCAAAAACAUCUGAGAUGUAGACCUUAGUAAUUUCAAGCAACAUCGUCUUCACUUACUGUCCUGAUAUGCUGAGCCAAAUUAUUUUUGUUUAUUCAAAUGUUGUCAGUAAAGAAUGGACAGUCUCUUAAGAAAAUACACAUGCCAUAUGCCAGUGUUCAUGAGACAAUGAGCAGCCCAGAAGUGAAGUAAUUCCAAUGGUACUACAGUCCUGAUAGCCACCAUCUCCUCACUAUUCCUAGAAUCCACACCGAUAUACCCAAAAUGUAACAUGCUGUACCUGCAAUACUGUAGCCAUUUCAUCAAAGGUUGUAAGUAAUACCACUUUGUAUCAUAAUUUCAAAAGCAGUUUUUAAAAAAGAAUGUACAUAUUUUAAUCAGGUCAGUGUGUGCAGUAUAUAUAAAUAGUGUUUAUUUUAUCCUUAAGUUAUAAAUAAAAUGAACUAAUCACGA
Messenger RNA from Anguilla anguilla (European eel), 6119 nucleotides. RefSeq names its product tubulin tyrosine ligase-like family, member 5 (gene ttll5). The record is from RefSeq and is a predicted model, not a curated record. Lineage: Eukaryota; Metazoa; Chordata; Actinopteri; Anguilliformes; Anguillidae. Gene Ontology annotation, molecular function: tubulin-glutamic acid ligase activity; tubulin binding. Gene Ontology annotation, cellular component: cilium. Bases 224 to 4075 code for a protein of 1283 amino acids. Gene Ontology annotation, biological process: protein polyglutamylation; microtubule cytoskeleton organization. The transcript is spliced from 32 exons.